UCUCCGGUGCCUUCUUCUCCUCCUCCUCCUCCUCCUCCUCUUCCGCGCCCUCCUCGCCGAAUUUCUGAAGUUCCAUUGAAAGGAAACCUUGAAGAUUGCAAGACAAGUCCAAGAUGUGCAGUUCAGUUGCUCCCAGGCUGUGGUUCUUAACAGACCGUCGCAUCAGAGAAGAUUACCCUCAGCAGGAGAUCUUGAGAGCGCUGAAGGCCAAGUGCUGUGAAGAGGAGCUGGACUUCCGGGCCUUGGUGAUGGAUGAAGUGGUGUUGACCAUUGAGGAUGGCAAUCUUGGUCUCCGGGUGAAUGGGGAGCUCAUUACUGCUUACCCACAAGUGGUGGUUGUGCGUGUACCAACACCUUGGGUCCAGAGUGACAGUGAUAUCACAGUCCUUCGCCACCUAGAGAAGAUGGGCUGUCGAUUGAUGAAUCGUCCCCAAGCCAUCCUCAACUGUGUCAACAAGUUCUGGACGUUUCAGGAACUUGCUGGUCACGGUGUGCCUCUUCCAGACACUUUUUCAUAUGGUGGUCAUGAGAAUUUUGCCAAAAUGAUUGAUGAGGCGGAAGUGCUGGAGUUCCCUAUGGUGGUGAAGAACACGCGGGGUCACCGAGGUAAAGCUGUGUUCCUGGCACGAGACAAGCACCAUUUGGCAGACCUAAGCCAUUUGAUCCGUCACGAUGCCCCUUACUUAUUUCAAAAAUACGUUAAAGAGUCCCAUGGCAAGGAUGUACGUGUCAUCGUAGUAGGAGGCCGUGUGGUGGGCACCAUGCUCCGCUGCUCAACAGAUGGGAGGAUGCAGAGUAACUGCUCACUUGGUGGCGUAGGGAUGAUGUGCUCACUGAGUGAACAAGGCAAGCAGUUGGCAGUCCAAGUGUCAAACAUCCUGGGGAUGGACGUGUGCGGCAUUGACCUGCUGAUGAAGGACGACGGUUCAUUCUACGUCUGCGAGGCCAAUGCAAAUGUAGGUUUCAUUGCCUUUGACAAGGCCUGUAAUCUAGAUGUAGCUGGUAUCAUAGCGGACUAUGCCGCUUCUCUCCUUACCCCCGGUCGCUUGACGCGGCGCAUGUCCUUGCUCUCUGUGGUGUCCACGGCAAGCGAGACUAGCGAGCCAGAGCUGGGCCCUCCAGCUAGUGCCGCUGUCGACAAUAUGAGUGCUAGCUCCAGCUCUGUCGACAGCGACCCUGAGACCACGGAGAGAGAGUUGCUCACCAAGCUCCCGGGGGCUCUAUUCAACAUGAACCAGCUGUUAGCCAAUGAGAUCAAACUUCUCGUGGAGUGACGCCACAUGUAAAUAGAUGACCGACAGAACUCUCUCUUGUAAAUUUUUUUUUUAAACCAACUUGCAAUGCUGUUUAUCAGAGAAGCUCAGAGGAAUGAGGAAAGUGGGGGGGGGUGUCAGUCAAGAGAGCAAGAGUAAAAGGCAUGUGUGCUGUGAUUGCUGCCCCUGCUUUUUUGCAGAAUGUAAAACUCUGUUCAUUCUUCAGCAUCAGUUUUCUAAUGAAGAUGCUCAGUUCAUAACCUAAGUGUGAAUUUUAUUUGGAUGCUGCGUUGGUCCCCAGACGUAUUGCAGUUCAUGUGUGUUCACAAGCAAGCAUUGAAGCAUGAUUCACACUUGAAGAUUUUCAGAAAGUUGUCUGGCAGCUCUCUGGAAACUUGUGUGAAUUACUGCACCAGUUAA
Messenger RNA from Gavia stellata (red-throated loon), 1673 nucleotides. RefSeq names its product ribosomal modification protein rimK like family member B (gene RIMKLB). Gene Ontology annotation, cellular component: cytoplasm. Gene Ontology annotation, biological process: protein modification process. The coding region runs from base 114 to 1274 and encodes 386 amino acids. The transcript is spliced from 6 exons. The record is from RefSeq and is a predicted model, not a curated record. NCBI's taxonomy places the organism in Eukaryota, Metazoa, Chordata, Aves, Gaviiformes, Gaviidae. Gene Ontology annotation, molecular function: ATP binding; metal ion binding; ligase activity, forming carbon-nitrogen bonds.